GUGGUCACAUUUGAACUUCUCUAUUCACUGUUCCAGAUCAGAAUUCGUGAAUAGUGAUUUUGUAAUGGAAAAGAUACUGAUUGUGUCUCGUCACGAUCGUAUUUUUAUGAUCCUUACACUUAAAAGUUUUUCAUAGUCACAAAUACUUUUGGACACUUUAGCCAGGGCUUCAUCAUGGAGUCUGCAGGUGAUUGGUGUCUUAUAGAAAGUGACCCUGGUGUAUUUACAGAACUUAUAAAGAAAUUUGGUGUGAAGGGGGUCCAAGUUGAAGAAAUGUGGACAAUUGAUGAUGGUAUAUUUGAAAACUUGAGGCCAGUGCAUGGACUUAUUUUCCUAUUCAAAUAUGUCCAACACGAAGAGCCAUCUAACCCUGUGGUAACAGAUGAUAGAAUCCAGAAAAUAUAUUUCGCAAAGCAGGUUAUAAACAACGCAUGUGCGACACAAGCAGUUAUCAGCUUAUUACUAAACUGCAAUCAUCCAGACGUCGAUCUAGGUCCAGAAUUGACUAAGCUGAAGGAGUUCAGUAUGUCAUUCGACCCUAAAAUGCGUGGGCUUACUCUGAGCAACUCGCAGACCAUUCGAGGAGCUCACAACUCGAUGGCGCAACAGACAUUAUUCGAGUUUGAUCGAAAAUUGCCGACUAAGGACGAAGAUGCAUACCAUUUUGUUGGGUAUACGGCUAUCGAUGGGCGAGUAUACGAACUGGAUGGUCUACGAGAAGGACCCAUUGAUCAUGGCCCAGUCGGUGCAGAUCAAGAUUGGCUGAACGUUGUUCGGCCCAUUAUUAUUAAAAGAAUUAACACCUAUACCGAAGGCGAAGUGCAUUUUAAUCUAAUGGCGAUCGUAUCUGACAGAAAAAUGAUAUACGAACGACAAAUUGAAGAGUUACUUAACGAGAAUAACAUGCUCGGUAUGGAGACAGACGACGUCGAGAAUGAGAUCAGAAGACUGAAAAUGCUGAUAGAGUAUGAAGACGCGAAAAUGUUUAAAUACAAACAAGAAAUGGUCAGACGAAGGCACAACUAUCUGCCCUUCAUUAUAACCCUGCUCAAAGUGUUGGCCGAGGAGAAGAAGCUGGUGCCCCUCUACGAGAAAGCCAAGGAGCGUAUUUCUAAGAAGUGUCAAAAGAAAUUAAAAGUAUAACACGAAAAAAGGGCGGGAGCUCAUCCCGCCCGCGAGCGUCCCGCCCGCACCUCCUCGCAGUCCAGUCCUUCCCGAGUGCUCCCCGACUCGGAAAAUAUGUAUACAUUAGCCGACUUAGACGCCAUAUUCACAGAGAAUCACGACUCGCUACAGACUUUCCCGCUUGGACAGCACGACAUGUUCGAACAGAGCUUGAUGGACACACACGACUCGCUCGGCCUCGGCCUCAUGGAACCCGAUGAGAUCCUCAAAGACGUGAUCCUGCCGCCCACGUUCGACCGCAACAACAUCUUCGACGUGCAGGGCAUGGUCGACGACAGCUUCCUCGAAAUGGACGAGAUGCCGCGAGACGACCUUCUCGACGGCGAAGAGUUCGAUGUCAGUAAAUUCUUCAAUUUGCCCGAAGAUAAGAAUAAACGUGAAACUAACAACGAUUCCGAGUGAACCCUUCCAUUUCUAUUGGAUUGUGCCGUGGCUCCGCGAAUUGACAAACUGAUUGGUAUCGUUAAAUAACAAAAAGUGUAUUACGAAUAAAACAAAUAUAAGUAGGAUUAUAUUUUGUCGAUCAUUGCAUAACAUUGACGUAAACGUUUGAACUUAUUAAAUUAAAAUUUUAUUAGAUAUAUUUUGUCAUAAUUUGUAUUGUAGUGAAAAAAAAAAAAUUAUUUUUAUGGUAGUGCAAACUAAGGUAGUGCGCUAGCUAAACUUUCAAUAAUAUUAUAAAUGUUGUCAUUUGUUGGUAAGUGUAAUUUUGAGACCCUGCACAUAUGACAUACAGUUGGUAAAUUGUAUUAUUAUAUUUUAGAUAUAACGAUUUAAUCUUGUAGUAGCUGUUACGCGUUUAUGCGAUAUCUAAAUAUGUAAAUAUAAUAUAUAUUAACGGAUUAUAUACAUUUCCAUUGAUGGAAAUGUAUUUCUAGAAAUAUAUACAUCUUCGGAUUUCUAUGUAUAGUGUAAUACAUUUCUGGUAACAUAUUAAUCUAAUGGUGGUUUGUCAAAAUAAACCAAUUCUAUUAUAUGUAGGUAUAAUGCAUUUAAAUAUAAGCGAUAUACCGUAUUAAUUACAGUUACCAGAUUGACAAACAGCGAUAAUGGUCCUGACAUAUAUGUAAUAGCUAUAUUAUAAUACAUAUUAGUAGAUUCAAUAGUGUUAUGCGUUUAACAGACAUGUUAUGUGUGAUUAUAGUAAUUUCUUGUUACAUUUGUCGUUGUACUGUUCUGCUUUCUCCUCCUUAGGUAGAAUAAACUAGUGUCGUGCCAUGUCGGUAGCGAAUCUGAUUUCGACUGAUUAAUAAUUCGACAUUUGAAAUAAAAAUAAAAUUUAUUUUCGUACGUAAAUAUAUAAUAGAAAAAACAUACAUUUCGAUGUUCGGUUCGAGCUGGCGUCACAGACAAAAAUCAUUAGGAUUUUAAAUAAGUAUUACCAUGGGAAACUUUUUUGUGAUGGAUUUGCUUUGAAUACUACUUAAAUAUUAAAAAAUACAAAUUUUGCGACUAUAGCUACUGUCAUAAAACUGAUUCAACUUUGCGAUUUGUUCAUUAAAUAAUACAAAUAAAUUUUAUUGGCUCAU
Molecule: messenger RNA, 2714 nt
Organism: Zerene cesonia (dogface butterfly)
Lineage: Eukaryota; Metazoa; Arthropoda; Insecta; Lepidoptera; Pieridae
Gene: Uch-L5
Product: ubiquitin carboxyl-terminal hydrolase isozyme L5
Exons: 7
Coding region: 175-1143 (322 amino acids)
Biological process (GO): protein deubiquitination; ubiquitin-dependent protein catabolic process
Cellular component (GO): cytoplasm
Molecular function (GO): cysteine-type deubiquitinase activity
Source: RefSeq, a predicted model, not a curated record